AUGGUACAGAUGGACGAGAACCGCGAGCGGGCUUACGGGCAAAUGCUCGAGGUGGUGCGCGCCGUCCUGGCAGGACAGAUGCAGGCAUCGAAUGCAGCGGAGCUGCUGACGCCGAUCGCGUCGAAGGAGUCGCUGCAGCAAGUCCUUGUGGAUGUCCUGUGGCUUGCCGGCUUUGCCACGACAGAGGCGCCCUCCGGCAGGGAAGCGCGAGAGGAGUUUAGCAACUUCUGCUCCAUUCUGGAGAGGGAGGGCGUCAUCUCCAAGCCGAUCCUGGCCUCGGGGCUUGAAACCGAGACAGUGCCCCCAUCUGUGUGCAACAUCGCGGGCCUGCGGAAGAAGCAGAACCAGGCCAAGACCAAAGCUCGGUACACGGUGGCGAGGUUCAACCUGCUGCGCGAGCACAAUGAGGGCUACGCCAGGUUGAUGAUGCACAUCGAUCGGCUCCUGCACUUGGAGCUGGACGUGCAAGGCACUCCCGAGCAACUCACCAAGACCCGCGAGAGCGUGAUCGAUGACGUCAUGCUGCUCAUGGGCUACAGCUACCUCUGCCCAAACAGGAUCAUCGCCAUGGCGAUUGACAUCUACGAGCGGAUCAUCAUCGAGGUUCCUGCUUCACCCGGGGCAGCCUCCAGCAGUGGCAAAGAUGCCAAGCCGCCCGAGCCGAACGUCCGGGCGUCACAGUUCGUGGCGACGGCUUCUCUGAUCUCUCUUGGCCUGGUGGAUCUGAGAAUGGUCUGGUCCUACUUGGAGCCAGGUGAGAAGAAGAUCCAUGAGGCGUGGUCUCAUCUGAACUUCAGGUAUGAGGCCAAGCUGAAAACAGUGAGCAUCGUUGACCUCAGCGGCAAGCAAAAUCUGGCGCGGGAUCGGCGCUACUUCAACGGCUGCGCGAAGAACUUCAACCACAUGCUCAACCAGAAGAUCCGACUCGUGGAGGCAAUGAUCAGCAUCAAUGACUGGCGCAACGCCUGCGUGUUGCUGACACAGCUCCGCAGGAUCUGUCGUCCUUGCAUGAACCACUACAUUCGGCAAGCUCUCUGCGAUCUGCUGAAGUGGAUCAUUGAACCACUGCUCCCGAAGUUGCAGCAAGGUGUACCCAGCCACAAGAAGGACCUACGAAGGUUUGCUUGGGGUCUUACCAUGCUACCCGCAGGUGAAGGACCUGUUCAAGGACACCUCAAGCAGGCGGCAGAUCUGCAGGACUUUGCCCCGGCCUGCAAGCAGGUCUUGGAUCACCUGGAAUACUACAUGCACACAGACAACGUCUUGUUGACUCGCAUGUGGCAGGUCCUUGGCUUGUCACUGAAAGAGGCCCCCGAAGGCAGCAACACUGCGAUGGCUGCGGCAUCUGCGAACAGCGCAGCUCCCUCCAACCGCAUCCUUGAUGACAGGCUUGUAGCCAUCAUCUACAAGCACCUGCUGCCGGCAAUCUCCAUAGCCAAGCCGAACCCCUUCGUGAGCAGCGUGGCGUGGAAUGUGCUAAAGCAGCUCACAAUUUUCCAGCGCUACAUGAUCUACAGCUGCUGGGAAACAAAGUACAGUCAGUUCAUGCUGAAGUACAGUUACGAAGAGGCGAAGUUUGAAGCCAAGAAGAUCCUCAAGCGGGUGGUCUCAAGCGACAAGACCACCGACCGGGAUCGAGAAGAUCCCAAUGCCUACAGGCCUCAUCCCGUGUUUUGCCAGCUUUGCCAGACAAACCCCAUCCCCAUCGUGGAGGUGAUGCUCAAGGACAUUGAGAUUGGAUUCAACGUCAACAUGAUACAGCCCUACGUGGACCUCACCUAUCGCUGUUCUGAGAUGAUGACGGACAUCGUCGGUUACGUCCUCGCGCGGAAUUGCGAACGACCGGCCACGGAGACGAAGGUGUUCUUCUCCCCGGCGGACGGCCUCAUCUCACCCUGGCUUAGCAACUUUGCGGACUUCAUCGGUCGCUUCUACAAGAAGCACCCGCAGACAAACCUGGUUGCCAUGCUUCUGGUACUUGCGAAGCGAAUGACGCAUGACGUGCCGGAGUCCACAGACAGACAUUCUGCGAAGAAGUUCAAGGGUGAGUCGCUCAUUCGGGUGGUUCUAGAAAAGCUCAUGGAGCACAUGGGCGGCCUCAUUGUGGUGAAGGAUUUCACGAUGGAGCAGCUCACCUGCUUGGCUGGGGGGCCGCGGCUACGUCUGGAGUCCGUGUCCAUUGGCUCGCGCCCAGAUCCUCAGCGCAAGGAAAAGACAAAGAAGGCACUCCUUGACACGAUGGUGGAACUGGGUCUGGCUCCAGCACUGUGGGAUUGUCUCAGCAGGCAGCGGCUGUACUUCAUGUCGGAAGGUUUUUCAGAGCUCCACAGCGACGAAGGGGCCCUGAAGAUACUUUGCAAGCUGCUCGACGGGAACAUGGAAUGCUUCCUCAGCCUCGUGGACUUCCUGUCCCAGGCAUCUCCGCGAGACAAGUACCUCAAACUCAUGCCAACACUGCAGCAGCUCUUCGGCGUCCUGGAGCCCAACGUCGCCUACGCGGCGCUGCGGCCGGGGUUGACCCCCUUUGCCCGCGGGAAGGCGCCCAUUCCCAAGACGGAGGGAAAGGCCACGAUGGUGGCCACGCCCGAAGAGACGGAAUUGCAGAAGCAGCUGAUGGGCAUCGCGUUCAAGUGCCUGCCAAAGGCAAUUGAAGAGGACGGCCUCUCCAUGGACUUCUAUGUGACUUUCUGGCGGCUGUCUUUGCAGGACAUCUUCGUGCCCACUGAGGGCUACGAGAAAGUCCUGGCUAGGAUGACGCAAGGUCAAAAGACUUUGGAGGAUGCAAAAGUCAAACUCGAUCGGAAGUAUAACAUCGACACCCACAGCCGCGAGUACAAGAACGUGCAGCGUAACCUCACGCGGCAGAAAGAAGCCUACGACAAGGUCAAGGAGGAGCAGCUGAUGCAAAAGUUGAACUUCGAGAAGGUCUUGGCACGGUUGGAGCAGGAGAAGUCCGCGUGGUUUCUGAAGCACUGCCCAGAAGCCACCCAGACCAUGGUAGCCGAGAUGAUCCUUCCCCGAGCUCUGACUUCCUACGCAGACGCUCUCUUCUGCUGCAAGUUCGCACGGCUUCUGAUUCGGAUGAAGACGCCGGGGUUUCUGGUGCUGGACUUUUACAACAGCUGGACCGUCAUGCUCACCAUGAACCUGCGAAGCUGCACCGAAGUGGAGGCCCAAAUUUGUGGCCACUUCCUCAACGAGAUGAUGUCCUACAUCUGCAGCUUGCGGAAGAGCGAGAAGACCUUCGAGGCCGAGAUGAAGGAGAACCCGUGCUUCCAUCGCCACCACUACGAAAACACCACCGACAGCCCCGAGUUUGCCAAGCACACCGACAUUGUGCGAGGGCACAACAAGUGGGAGGGCAAGAUCCUGAAAGCCUUGCGGCAGAACCUCGAGUCGGACGAGUGGACGGACAAGCGCAACGCCCUUCUCCUCCUCAGCAAGUCUUGCGAGACCUAUCCGAUCGUGGAGAAGUACGCCAGAACGGUGCUGCAGUGUGUCGAGAACGUUCGGGAAAAGGAGAAAGCCAGCGAUCUGAAGACGUUGGCAGCCUCGCUUGCCACCAAGCUCAAAGCUCAGAGCAAGAACUGGAUCAAAACCGAGAGCAAGGAGGCCCCCAAGGGCGCUGCGAAAGCCAAAGAGGCGCCCAAGGCCAAGGCCGCCAAAGAAGCGCCGAAAGAGACGGCCGCCAAGGAUGGAGAAGCCAAGAAGGAGGUGGCAAAGAAAGAGACACCCAAAGCCAAGGAGGCGACAAAGGAAAGCGCGCCGUCUGCCCCGAAAGCAAAAAAGGAGUCCAGGGAUGCAAAAGAAGCAAAGCCCAAGGAGGAGCGCGAUCACAAGCGACGGCCAGGUGCAGUCGUGGAGGAGCGCCCAGAAAAGCGCGCGCGCCGGGAGGAAGAUGCUGCGAAGCGGAGGGAUGACGACGUGGUCGUGAUCUCCUCGCCAGCACACCGGCCCAUCAGCCGGAACUCAAGCAGCAGUGCGCGGAACUCCUUGUCCGUGCAAGCUGCCGGGGGCGAUCGCGAAGGGCGAAGCGUGGUGAGCAGCGGAUAUGAAUCUCACUCCCGACGUCCUGGGGCACAGCAUGGCCCGGCCAGGCCUGGACGCGGUGGGAGGACCUGGGUGGGCCGGUGGGGCCGGGGCGGGUCAGGGGGCUCAGGUCGUUUCGGGGCCACUUUCCAGUUCGGCCGCUGCGACAUGGGUGCCCAAGUGUUGUCAGUGAUUGAGGUGGAUUCGGGCCAUCCCAAUGCCGGAGCCGAUGGCCACAACCUGAAGGGUUCUGAUCUUUGCGCUGCCUGGGAGGAAGUCCAGGGGCUGGUUGCGAAGGGCUGGCUACGCAGAGUACCCGAGGAAGACUUGGCGGAUACUGAGGAGAGGAUGAAGUAUCAGGGCCUUUGGGCCCACUUUUGGUGCCCCGGCGGCUUCUCCGAGUUGCUCCAGCACUACCUGGGCACGUCCUCAGCGCAGCUGCGCCUGGGCCGCGUGGAUCGGGUGACGACUCUGGAGGCGGCGGUGGAGUUGUGUGGCACCGAGAGAGCCAGCGGGCAACCGAUGAGAGACGAGGCGGACCUGGUGAUCCUAGCCGUGCCAGCGCCGGAGGUGUUGUCUCUGGUGUCUUUGCCCGAAGGGGUCGUGGAAGCCUUGAGCCAGAUUCGCUACGACAGCCGAGUGGCGGUUGCCCUGGUGUUGGAUCAUGCUGUCUAUCCGGCUGUCCGGGAGGCCUUCGCUGGAGCCGCCGAAGUGGCGCUGGACAUCGACAACAACAGUGGGGUCCACCUGGUGUCCUGGCAGAACAUGAAGCAUGGCAAGCAUGGCGAGGUCGCCCAUGGAGAUCCCAUGCAACUCGUGGUGCACUCCACGUGUGGGGCGACGUGGCAGGGUCCAGGCGAAGCUCUGCAGGCGGUGAGCGAACUCUGCGGGCUGCCUUUAAAGGAGCUGGAGGGCCUUGUGUUGGGAUCCAAAGUGAUUGAUUGGAAAGUCUGUCAGAUGGUACAGCCAUUGGAAAGUAUCCCGACAAAGCUGCGGGUAUCCGAACCAUGUUUCCAGCACGGUCGCGUUGUGGUGGCCGGAGAUUUCUGGUGCCAAAGUAGCUUUCUGGGCUGCUAUUGCUCUGCCACAGCCGCUGUGCGCCGAGCGGUUGCCCUACUGAAGGAAGAUGAACAGGCGAUUUUCAAAACGCGUCAGAUAGCCUCCUGA
Messenger RNA from Symbiodinium natans, 5196 nucleotides. Lineage: Eukaryota; Dinophyceae; Suessiales; Symbiodiniaceae. The record is from the annotation of a GenBank genome assembly.